CAUCCGGUGUUCCAUGUGAGUCACUUGAAGCCUUAUCAUGAAGAUGCCGAAGCACCCGAACGAGGUAAGUCCCAUCGAGCUCCCGCUUAUAUGAUCACUUCAUUUGACAAAGAAGUAGAUAGCAUUGAGGCCAAGCGCGAGGUGCGGAAGAAGCGGAUACCAAGGUAUACCGAAUACUUUGUCAAAUGGAAGGGGCUGCCCGCGUCCGAGGCUAGUUGGGAGAAAGAGGAGUCCUUGUGGCAAUUCAAGGACAAGAUUGCCGAGUUCGAGCAAGAGGAGCUCGCAAGGGCGACGAGGACAUCGCCGACUUGAGUGGGGGAGAAUGUCACAACCCGCCAAGUUCCUUGGGCAUAAUCGAAGCAAGCAUUGCCCAAGGAUAACUUUCGGAGCACACUAGAGUGUUCUAGAACAUUGUGGGAAGCCUCGGAGGUGUCCGGAUACAUCGAGAAGUCUCUAGGAGACUAUGGAAUUCUCUAGAACCUUUGAGGAGGCUCAAGCAACUAGAGAUCCCUAGAACUCUCUAGAACACUCAAAGCCUUGUAUAUAUAUUUUAGGACUUCCCUAGAGACAUGUAGAAGUCUCUAGACUUUGUCUUUAUUUGUAAUGUCCUAGAUUACUCUAGAACUUUAGGUAAGGGCAAGGAUGCCUAUAAAUAGGUGGUGAAGGCUCUUAGCCAAACCAUCCUAGAAAUCCUAGAAAGCCUUGUAAAGAGUUCUCAAACUUAAUACAAAGUUUCUUUCUCCCACAUUGCCUAAGUGUUCAUUUCUAACAUUCUUGCUCUCUUGUGUUGCUCUUGUUUCCGUUGCGUGAAGGCGAUGCUGACUUAGAGAGUUCAAGAAGUUGAACAACUCUAAGGCCGCACGGUUGGUAGAGAAGCGAAGUUCUCAUCCCGACACAUAGCUGCUUCACUCCUCAACUUGAUUAGUGAGAGCAAAAAGACGAGAGGAGCUAAAGUGUUGGCGCGUCUUUACACGUGUAAGAAACGGCCCGUCGCACGUGGGGAGUGAGUCAUAACAAACCAAAGUCACAGGCUCACAGGCUCACACUGCUCUCAAACAGAAAAGAAAGGAAAGAAAAGAAUCCAGAAAAUCAUAUCAAUCAUCUUCUUUCUUUUUCCUCUUCUAUCUUCAACUCCACGACAGAUUCCAAUCUAGGGUUUCCUUCUUCUUCUUCAAUUCAAUUCCCAGAGUCAGAAGAUAUGGAAGGUUCGAGCAACGGCGGGAUGCUGUACCACGAGGUGCAGGAGUCGAAGCUGUGCGCCGUGCAUUGCGUCAACACGGCGUUGCAGGGCCCUUUCUUCUCCGAAUUCGAUUUGGCCGCCCUCGCCUCCGAUCUCGAUCGAAAGGAGCGCCAGAUGAUGCACCUCUCUGUCCACGCCGGUGCUCCCCCCGCCGCCGCCGGCGAUUUCCUCUCCGAAGAGUCCCACAACGUCUCCCUCGACGGCGAUUUCAGCAUCCAGGUACUAGAAAAGGCUUUAGAGGUUUGGGAUCUGCAGGUCAUCCCCCUUGAUUCUCCAGUUGCAGAGCCUGCUCAGAUCGAUCCUGAGCUGGAGAAUGGGUUUAUCUGUCAUUUACAGGAUCAUUGGUUCUGUAUCAGGAAAGUGAAUGGGGAGUGGUAUAAUUUCGACAGUCUGUAUGCAGCCCCUCUUCAUCUUUCAAAGUUUUACCUCUCCGCCUAUUUGGACACACUAAAGGGCUCUGGUUGGAGCAUUUUCCUGGUGAGAGGAAACUUCCCAAAAGAGUGUCCCAUCUCAUCCUCUGAAGCUUCCAAUGGGUAUGGUCAGUGGCUUUCACCUGAAGAUGCCGACCGAAUAACUAAAUCUUGCAACUCCACAAAUGCUCCACGCCAGACUCAGAGAACAAAUUGGCCUCGGCAACCUUCAGACCAAUUCCUAUCCACCGAGGAAGCGGAACUCCUAUCAGAGAUGGAAGACGAGGACAUGAAGGCUGCAAUAGCUGCCAGUCUAAUGGAUUCUUCCCCAGCCGUGGCUGUGGCCAAUGCCGGAGAUAGCAACCCACAGACCGAAAGCUCAAACAGCCAAGAGAGCAAGAUCAGCCAAGAUAAUAAAAUUGCUUGAGAAAAGUAAAGUACAUGUUUCAUUUUUUAGAUGUUAUGUUUACUGGUUGAGGACAAUGAUCCGUGGAUCUCUGUGUCAGGUUAGAUAGUUGACUUGCAUCCUUGGCGCAAGGUCGUUGCACUUUGCAGCAUAUACAUCUCCAUUAUACUGUCAACUCCAAAUUUAAACUCGAAUUGUAAAACUAGAACAAAUAAGCUUCCAGCUUUUUUUAUUCUUUCCAAUGGAUAAUUACAGCUUUUUAAAUUUUCGUAUC
Molecule: messenger RNA, 2330 nt
Organism: Fragaria vesca subsp. vesca
Lineage: Eukaryota; Viridiplantae; Streptophyta; Magnoliopsida; Rosales; Rosaceae
Product: ataxin-3 homolog
Exons: 2
Coding region: 1199-2077 (292 amino acids)
Biological process (GO): protein deubiquitination
Cellular component (GO): nucleus
Molecular function (GO): cysteine-type deubiquitinase activity
Source: RefSeq, a predicted model, not a curated record